Molecule: messenger RNA, 294 nt
Organism: Ogataea philodendri
Lineage: Eukaryota; Fungi; Ascomycota; Pichiomycetes; Pichiales; Pichiaceae
Exons: 1
Coding region: 1-294 (97 amino acids)
Source: RefSeq, a predicted model, not a curated record
AUGAAAAAUAAGACUAGCAAAAUCACCAAAAAACGAGCCAGGGCCGGGCCAUCUAAACGCACCAGAGCUCUGGUGGAGAAACUCAACAAGGAGUCCGAGUCUGUGCACACGAUUCUGGCCGGACCUGAACAAAAGCUAAAGAAAAACGCAUUUGAAAAUGUACAAAACGAUCACCAACAAGAUCAACGCACAAAAUCCGAAAAGCAAAAACAUAACGACGACUUGGAAAAGCAGUUGGAUCUACUAAGUGGCAUGGGAUUGGGGGCUGAACCCCAAACUGUGUCAAAGAAAUGA